Molecule: messenger RNA, 3057 nt
Organism: Urocitellus parryii (Arctic ground squirrel)
Lineage: Eukaryota; Metazoa; Chordata; Mammalia; Rodentia; Sciuridae
Gene: Slc25a42
Product: solute carrier family 25 member 42
Biological process (GO): transmembrane transport
Cellular component (GO): mitochondrial inner membrane
Source: RefSeq, a predicted model, not a curated record
GGCGGGGCUGUGGCAGCUGGAGGUGGCGGCGGUGGCGGCGGCGACGCGUCCGAGCAGACGCUGAGAGAGGCCCUGGAUGAGGGCUUUUGCCCCAGGCCUGGCAGCUGUGUGGCUCCGGAAAUCCAGUCAAGGAGAGAAGCUGGCCACGGGGAGUGGGCACCCUACCAAAGAAGGACCGAGUCCCCACCGUCCCAAGCAGGCCUGGGAUGGGUAAUGGUGUGAAGGAAGGCUCGGUGCGCCUGCGUGAGGAUGCCGAGGCUGCCCUGUCCUCGCCCGUCUCUUCAAAGAGAGACCACAGGCAAGUGCUCAGCUCCCUGCUGUCCGGCGCCCUGGCUGGUGCUCUCGCCAAGACGGCAGUAGCUCCCCUGGACCGAACCAAAAUCAUCUUCCAAGUGUCUUCAAAAAGAUUUUCUGCCAAGGAGGCCUUCCGGCUCCUCUACUUCACCUACCUCAAUGAGGGCUUCCUCAGCCUGUGGCGCGGGAACUCGGCCACCAUGGUCCGCGUGGUGCCCUACGCUGCCAUCCAGUUCAGCGCGCACGAGGAGUACAAGCGCAUCCUGGGCCGCUACUACGGCUUCCGCGGAGAGGCCCUGCCCCCUUGGCCUCGCCUCCUUGCUGGCGCUCUGGCUGGAACCACCGCCGCUUCCCUCACCUACCCCCUGGACCUGGUCCGAGCAAGGAUGGCGGUGACUCCCAAGGAAAUGUACAGCAACAUCUUUCACGUCUUCAUCCGAAUCUCGCGAGAAGAGGGGCUGAAGACCCUAUACCACGGAUUCACACCUACAGUGCUGGGGGUCAUCCCCUAUGCCGGGCUGAGUUUCUUCACCUAUGAGACUCUCAAGAGCCUGCACAGAGAGUACAGCGGCCGCCCGCAGCCCUACCCCUUCGAGCGCAUGGUGUUCGGGGCCUGUGCCGGCCUCAUCGGCCAGUCGGCCUCGUACCCGCUGGACGUGGUGCGGCGGCGCAUGCAGACUGCAGGCGUCACCGGCCACCCGCACGCCUCUAUCCUGAGCACGCUGCGCACCAUCGUGCAGGAGGAGGGCGCCGUGCGCGGCCUCUACAAGGGCCUGAGCAUGAACUGGCUCAAGGGCCCCAUCGCCGUGGGCAUCAGCUUCACCACCUUCGACCUCAUGCAGAUCCUGCUGCGGCGCCUGCAGAGCUAGGGGACUCUGUGGGGCAGCUGCUCUUCAGAUGGUGGACCAGUGACCCCUUGGGUGUUCUGAGCCCACAGAAGAAGGGUGUGGUUGGUUCCACCCCACGAGCCACGAUGUGGCGCUUUGUGGAACAGACAGUGGGCCUGGGGACCUGGGCUUGGAGCCCACAGGUCCAAGAGCAAAGCGGGCAGGCCCUUCGAAGUGCAAUGUUGGGACGGUGGAUCGGGGCUCCCACGCUGUCCCCUCCCUUCUUCCCUGGGGCUGGCACUGCCUCUAAAGGUGUUGCCCAAAUGCCCAAAGUGGAGAGUGGCUGGCUCCGCCUCCUGGCGCUGUGUGUCGUCACAUGCUGCUUAUUCAGUGACACCUGUCCACACUAGCUCAGAGCCUGUCCGGUGUCGCUCUAGCUCUGUGUGCUGUGCCUGGCCUCCAUACUGAGCAGGAUGGGUCCCUGUCCGGGAUGGGACAAGCCUGGUGCUCAGCCGUGGCUACAAAUGCAGCCCCUCACCUGCCCCACCACACCCCACCCGUCCACCUUCAUUGUUUCCCAGGUGACAAUUCCUCUGUCUCCACAGCCUUGUCCCCAGAGCAUCAUGUCCUUCUUAGACUCCAAGGUCAAUGUGGGGUCCCCAGCAGGUCUUUCUUACUAUUGCUGCCUACUUACUGUGUAACCAUCGCAAGAGGGUCCCCACACUGCAGGAUUUGGCACAGACCAUGACACAAGGCCACCUCAGGUUUGGGUCUGACCCCCAACCUGGCAGUAUCUGCUGACAAUAGCACCCCAGCCACCCCCUGUAGGCCUGAAAGCUCCUGCCACACCAGCCACCCCAAUCUGCCCAGUUGUGACAUUGGUGAUCCCUGGCUCCUUACUUGAGCAGGAACUUGGUUAGAAAUCGCAGCAGUUUAGGCCCAUGAUUCCCAUAAAGAGCAUGGAGGUGUCUGGUGGCCUCGAUGCUGCUGGAGUGGGAGCACCUCGGGAGCCCUGUGCCAGCUGGUCUUAUGGAACAGCACCCUGGGGCCCUCCAAGUAUCACAGGGACCCAGAAACACCCCUUUCCUAAUAACGUAUGGGGUUUUUUGACUUUUUUGUUUUGUUUUGUUUGGUUUGGUUUUGGUUUUGGUUUCUGAUCUGUCCAGCCCUGAGCGUAUUCACACCAAAUCCCCGUCUGCGGUGAUCAGGGUCCGUCCAGGGUGACGGUGAAGUGGGUUCUCACGGCGGGCUCAGCAGCCACCCCUGCCCAGGAUCUGAGCGGGCGCAUUUGUCCCUCGUGUGUUUGCAAUCGUGUCUUCCGUCCCUUCCCUCCCUCCUGUCCUCUUGGUUCUUUUCUCUGUACCUGUGAGUGUGAAGACCCCGUCUCUGACCUUCCCUGCACGUGUCCACCAGCCGUCCCCCAUCACAUCUCCAGUCUCAUCCUCAGAGGCCCAGGUAGCCUGUGGUGGCCUUGAGGGGCUGUCCUCUUAAGUAACAUCUCACCCACUUUCCCAACCUUGUCCAGCCCCAGACUUGGCAGGAGGGGCCCAGCGCCCCUCCCAGGGAGAUGAGGAGUGGGCAAGGUCCUGGGCCAAGGAGAGUGCAGGGGCUGGGGUCCCAUCCCAAGCAUGUGACACCAAAUGGAUAAUUGGGCAGUGCCCUCCUUUGGGCCAUGGCUGGGCAGGAGAGUCCCCAGGCUCUGCUGGCCCCAGCGUGCCCCGCCCUGGUGGCUCCUGUCUCGGUGGGCCUGGGCAGGGCUGCCCCUGCCCCUGUACACAGCCAGCCGGGUAAUGGAGCCUCUGAGGUCAGCCCCUCCCUGCUGCUCGCUGGUCCUGGUCUGGAGUUCUAUUUUGAUGCCAUGAAGACACUUUGUUUAUAUAUAAUGUUUAUAUAUUUUAAAGAUUUGUGCCAAGAGAGUAUAUUUAAUAAAAACGUA